CUUGGAACGGUGCUGCGAAACAUCGAUCAUCAAUGCUAACCCGUGUUCGCAGCUCUACCACAGCCAGGAAGAUAGUAUUGUAUUAGUAACUGCCUUAGUGAUUGCCCGAUGUACACGAUUCGUGUGGAUUAGCUAGAGUCAAGAUAGUUUGCAGACUUCAAUAUCCCGGAUAGAGAAUGGCGGCUGGUACAGAGCAAUACAAAUUCGACCUGCAACGACGCGUACUUGAACACUGCUUGUUGCGUAUGAAAAAAGUUCGGGACGAAUACAACAUUCAACUGCAGGAACUGUUUUUUCUUCAGACGGGAGGCAACAUGAUGGAUUUCCUUGCGUGGAAACGGCGACCAAACAAGCAUCUAGAGGAGUUUAUGGCACAAAACCGACUGGACGAAGACGAUCUGCCAUCUUUGCCAUCGUCCGGUGGAACAAGUGGUAGUCUACUUCAUCAGAAACGAGAUGAUGUGUUCGUCAAUGAAGACAGUUUGCUAGGCAAUGUGACUAAUGGAGACAGAGGUGCAUCAGGAAACGCUGGCGCUAGCUCUACUGAGUACGGCUUGCGGCCACUUCAAUCGGUUUUAAGUGGACCGUCAUCACAAGAACAAAUCGCAAUGCAAGCGAAGCAAGAGGCAACUGUAUUGAAACGUGUGACUGAACUAACGAUGGAAGGUCUGUGGUCUUCAAAGAGGUUGCCGAAGGUGUACGAGCCGCCUAGAAAGAAAAGUCAUUGGGAUUAUUUGUUGGAAGAAAUGCAGUGGUUGGCAACUGAUUUUGCUCAGGAGAAGCGAUGGAAGAAAGCUGCUGCCAGGAAGUUGGCAACUUCUGUAUCGAAACUGCAUACUCAACGUUUGCAAAAGGAACAGCGAGCAGAAAAGGAAGAAGUUGCUAGACUGAAACGAAUUGCCAGCAAUAUUGCCAAGGAAAUUCGACAGUUUUGGGGCAAUGUUGGAAAGAUUGUUCAAUACAAACAACAUUGCCGGCUAGCUGAGAAGCGUAGGAAGGCAUUGGAUAUGCACCUAAACUUUAUUGUUGGUCAGACUGAAAAAUAUUCAUCUUGGCUGGUGGAAGGCAUGAGUGGAUCUGCUGCUCUAAGUACAACUACAUCAUCGAGGUCAUUGUCAAGGACGGGCAGUGGAAGUGAUUUGGAUGGGUCUGAAAGUGAGAGUGAUGAUGAGGCGACAAUUGAGAAGGAAGAAGAGGCAGCACCAAAUGAGGACAUACUGGCACAUGAUACAGAACUAAUGUUACUGAAGAAGGAAGCUGAUAUUGAUAUUGAUCAGUUAAAGAAGUUGCUUCCACCAGAAGUAUUUUCUGAACCUGCGCGACCAGUCAUUCGAGAUUCCAGCAACGAGUCUGAGUCGGAGGGACAAGAUGAAGAUGUUGACCAGCAAGAACCUUCCAUGGAGACUGACAGUCAGACAGAUGCAGCCAAAAGUGUAUCUGGUCCAAGGACUAGGUCUCGGGACUUUUCUGUUGAAGACACAACAUUGCCGGAAAAAGAUGCAGCAGAUGACAAGGACUUCACUGUGACGGAGGAGAUGGAACAAGGUGAAGGCGGUGAUGAUGAAGAUACAAUGGAACAGGAAGAAAAUGAAGAGGGCACAGUAGAUCACGACAAAGAGCUAGCUGAUUUGAAGGAAGAAGGUGCCAUGCCAGUAGAAGAAUUACUGAAGAUUUACGGAAAAGGUGGUCCUCCGUCUGAGACUUUAUCUGAAAGUGCAGAAGUCAGCUCACUAGCAGAAUCUGAAGAUGAGGAAGACGAAUCAGAUGAAAGCAGCAUGGAACCUUCUGAGGUCAAGGACGGCAUAGAACAGUUAAUACAAAGUGCAGAAAGUGCUGGUAAGGGUCCAGAUGAACUAAACAGUGUAGCAGCUGAAGCUGAACAGCUUCAACCAACCGGUAUCACUCUAGACAGCACGACUGUGAAGACACCCGUUCCAUUCUUGCUGAAACACAAACUGAGAGAGUAUCAACACAUUGGACUGGACUGGCUUGUUACCAUGCAUGAUAAGACACUGAAUGGCAUUUUAGCUGAUGAGAUGGGACUGGGAAAGACUAUGCAAACAAUUGCCCUGUUGGCUCAUCUUGCUUGUGAUAGAGGUGUAUGGGGGCCACAUCUCAUUGUUGUUCCUACUAGUGUUGUUCUCAACUGGGAAAUGGAAAUCAAGAAGUGGUGUCCUGCGUUCAAGAUACUGACAUAUUGGGGUAGUAUCAAAGAAAGGAAGAUCAAACGGCAGGGUUGGACGAAGAGCAAUACGUUCCAUAUUUGCAUAACGUCCUACAAGCUGGUAGUGCAAGAUAACCACAUAUUUAGGCGAAAGAAGUGGAAGUACUUUAUCUUGGAUGAGGCUCAGAACAUUAAGAAUUUCAAGUCUCAGCGAUGGCAAGUGCUGUUGAAUUUCAACAGUCAAAGACGUCUUCUACUUACAGGAACACCUCUCCAGAAUAGUCUGAUGGAGUUGUGGUCACUUAUGCAUUUUCUCAUGCCACGUGUUUUUGCAUCUCAUCAAGAGUUUCGGGAGUGGUUCUCUAAUCCUUUGACUGGCAUGAUUGAAGGCAGCCAUGAGUAUAAUGAGUCUCUUGUGAAGAGGCUGCACAAAGUGUUGCGACCCUUCUUGCUAAGAAGGUUGAAAACCGAGGUGGAGAAACAGUUGCCACGUAAAUAUGAACAAGUUAUUGGAUGUCGUUUGUCAAAGAGACAACGAUAUCUUUAUGAUGAUUUUAUGGGAAGAACAAAAACAAAGGAUACAUUGGCCAGUGGCAACUUUCUCAGUGUUAUCAAUAUAUUGAUGCAACUAAGAAAGGUUUGUAAUCAUCCUGAUUUAUUUGAAACUCGGCCGAUUGUUUCAUCUUUUAUCAUGGAAGGCAUCACAUUUUGCACAGCCUCCAUAGUUCUCUCAGCUCUCCACAAGGAUCCAUUUAAGGUGGUUGACUUGCCUUACAUUAAUGUGUCAUUUGUCGACUUUGAAGUUUCAAUGGAUGCUUUUGCUGCGGAACGGUCUCAUGGGCUUCAAACACCAAAGAAAUUAAUCGUGGAGCUGACGUCAUUAGAAUCUCAACCCGGACCGGACAUGCCUGGUGAUAAUGCCUUGCAUCAAGUAGUUGACGGGUCAUUGACAGCAAGUCCUGGACUACUACAUGAUGAGGAGGAAAUGACCAUGUUCAAUCAUCUUGCAUACAAUUCAGCAAGGCAGUAUUCUACAAGGGCAUCUGCUGUUCUGUCUAGUCAGAUUGGAGAUGGCAUGCCCCAAGCACUGCUUAUGCCUGGAGUUGUUCACAAACAAGCCAUGGCAUUAGACAGUAGACAAGACUAUAUUCAUCGUGUCAAUACUCGUCGAUGUUCAAGUCGACCACUUUAUGGGCUUGAUACUCGUGCUGUACUGGACAUCAACAGGCCGCACAAGGAAAAUGAUCCUUUUGACUUUGACCAUAGAAACUUGGAGCACUGGUCUUGGCAAGCUCGUAGCAAUUAUGCUUGUUCUCUUAUUCAUAGAACAGAUUUUUCCUUUAGUCAGUUGUACUGGCUUUGUUCUCAUUUGCUUCAAGAGGCAAUACACACUCCUAUUGACAGAGCACAACAGUUGGAUGACAUUUUGAAGAGAUUUAUCAUGUAUGUUCCCAAGGCAGAGUGCUGCUCUAUAGCAAUGCAUGCAUCACAUGCACCUCCAUCAAUGAUACGACGACAAACAUUAUAUCAUACAAUGCUGGACAAGAAGUUAUCUUCUUGCUCUUUAGUACUUCAUCCGGUUACUACAGCAAUGAAAAUGCAAUUUCCUGAAACAAGAUUAAUCCAAUAUGACUGUGGGAAGCUGCAAACUUUGGAUAGACUACUCAGACAGCUGAAGGUCAAUGGCCAUAGGGUAUUGAUUUUCACGCAGAUGACGCGGAUGCUGGACAUCUUGGAGGCAUUCUUGAACUACCACGGCCACACGUACUUUAGGCUAGAUGGCAGCACGCGAAUAGACAGACGACAGCAACUAAUGGAUCACUUCAAUAUGGACAAACGCAUUUUCUGUUUUAUCUUAUCAACUCGUUCUGGUGGCAUAGGAGUCAACCUGACAGGAGCAGAUACUGUUGUGUUUUAUGACAGUGACUGGAAUCCCACAAUGGAUGCUCAAGCACAGGAUCGCUGCCAUCGAAUUGGACAGACAAGAGAUGUUACGAUAUAUAGGUUGAUCAGUGAACACACUGUUGAAGAAAAUAUCUUGAAAAAAGCAAAACAGAAGCGGUUAUUAGGUGAUUUAGCCAUUGAGGGGGGAGGAUUUACAACAGACUUCUUCAAGCAACGUGAUAUUCGUGACAUAUUUGGCCUUGAAAAUGAUGGCAAUUCUAAGUCUAACAGUCAGGCCACAUCUGAGGCUGCUGACAUGACAGAGGAGCAGUUGGAGGAAGCUUUGGCUAAGGCUGAAGAUGAACAAGAUGUGUUAGCAGCUCAUCAAGCUACAGCAGAGCAGGUUGCUGAACUUGCUGAGUUUUCUGAGACUGCUACAGAAGAGCAACAGGGUGAAGGUCAGGCUGCUAUAAGUGAGGUAGAGCCUGAAAUAUCUAAAACAGAUCAAGAACUGGCAGAGCUGGAAAACCAAUUGACACCUAUCGAGAGGUAUGCUGUCUGCUUGGUUGAAGAUUCGAUGUCAGAGUUUAUGGAUUGGCAGCUGAAGGCUGCUGAAAAUCAAGUGGAACACGACAAGAAAAAUUGGGAACUUAGUCACUUGCAAGCAUUAAAGCAAGCUGAAGAAUUGAAGGCUGAAGAGGAAGAGGAGGUGAUGUUGACGUUUCCUCAAGAAGAAAUUCAGGAAAAGUGUUUCAUAAGAUUAGACACAGGAGAAGAGAUGCCUAUUUGGGCACCUCCAACUCCUCCAGAUGAUGCAGCUGAAGAUGCAGUCCAUUUGUACACUGACUACACACUUGCAUUAAUUUACGAUUUGGAAGUUAUGGAUAAGAGUCAAUUGCCUCCUAUUUAUGCUCCACGGAGAAAUGAUGAGGAUGGUCAUAUUCAGAAAAAGAGGAGGCUUGAUCCUUCUGCUAUUGCUGCUGCAUGGAAAGUACAUGCAGCUGAUACAUCGGACCUUUGGGGAUUGAGGGAGAGGCCUGUUCCCCCACCAAUGCUGUACUGCAGGAAAGGCCUUGAUUCAGAUGGCAAGGGUCGUCGACCAGGCCUUUUGCCAUCCAACAGGAAGAUGAAGCUGAAGAUACCAAACGUCUUGUCGUCAAGAGGUGAUGCAGUGGAUGAGGCAGAGUGGACUGUUUCUGAGGACUGGGCUUUGCUGCAGUCUGUUGCAGCUCUUCAAGAACUGAAUCUUGGAUUGCAAGUAGAGCAAGGUGGACACACACCAAACUGGGGAAUGGUAGCAGACGUUGUCAAUGCUCAGAGUAGCCUGUACAAGUCACCCAGACAGUGCCGAGACAGAUAUCUUAAUGUCAUUGCUCUCCGAGAAGAAGGAAAGCUGCCUGAUGACUAUCUGAAGAAGCUAAAGAAGAUGAAGGUUUUGUCUCACAUUAAGGUGAAUCGAAAUGCAAAAACUCAUGUUCAAGUGUCACAAGACAAGGGAGUGAGCGAGACCGACCUGAAAUCAACUAGAUUUGAUGUAAUUCGUUCUGCUUCUAUGAAAAGAACUGCAAUAGUGAAACCAAGGCAUGGUGGGAAUCACGCGACUGGUUCCCAGCAGACAGUGUUAGAGAAAAGUGGUGUUUCUGUGGACUCGCCAAUUCGUUCAUCUGAUCUUGCAGUUCAGAGAACUGAUAGGAUAGCCAGGGAGAAGCUUAGUGCUGCUAACAGCACUAGCAACAAUCGCGAGGGACAGGCACAGCAGCCUGUUGGUGCUGGACAACACAUUUACAAAGGCCAAGAGAGGCCAGCUUUGGUUUCAGUAUCUGGAGCUCAGCUGACAACUUUGUUGAGUCGAAAUCCAAUGCCUCAAUCUGUAACGCAAAUGGGAGUUCCACACCAGGUGACAAGUUUACCAACUUGCGCUGUUUCAAUUGCUGCAACUAAUGUAGCAGUUCAAGGAGCUCAAACAUUUAUUAAACGUGUGACAGCUAUCCCAGGUCAAGUUGUUGGUGUAAAACAAUCUCUUCCUGGAGGCACUACCGCUCUUCAUCAUCCUUCUCAAUCUUCUCAAAUUAUUCAUCAGCAACCCGUUGUUGCUAAAUCACAGUUGCCGGAUGAUUUUAAAGCUUGCUUGGCUCUUCAAGAAGAACGACAGAAAGCAACAAGACCGCAGAGUGACUCAGUUGUUGUAAGCACCACUCAGACUCACGCUCAGAAGCUGAUUGGACAGGCUGUCUCACAGCCAGGAAUAGGGAGCAGUGCAAGUAUGGUAACAGGACACGGUCAGCUGGCAACGUUGGUGCCAACUCAGCCACACCGAACAAUGCAUCAGUCUCAGAUUGGUGGAAUUCCUCGAAUGUCGCACGGUGGUGUCAGGCAGCUUUCUGCUCCUAUUGCACUGCAAGUUUUGCAGGGGCAUCCAAUGCAGAAAAGCCAACUUCAGCAACCAUUGCAAGCGAUGCAACGAGUCCCGCAACAUGCCCUCACAUUGACAUCUGGUGGCCAGCGAUUUGUCACAACAGUUCAGCAGGCAACAUCUCAGAUUCCCUCCUCACAGGUAGUGUCUCAACAGCAGUCGCAAGAGCAGUUGCAGGCUAAAUUGCUUUCAGGUCAAUUGAGGCAAACCCCUUCCCCAAUUCCUCAGCAACUGACAAUCCAAGGGAAACCAAUGCCAAGACCCACAUCCCUGCCCACUCCAACUCAAGCCAUACCAGUCACACAGGAAGGAUUCCAACCGAACACUCAAUCACACAUACGAACCCUCAAUCAGCCACAUCCUCAACAGCGCUUGCUUUCUCCUCAACAGCAGCAAGUUUUGGUGAGGGUACGACAUGUUCCGUCUCUUUCCCAACGCUUGCAGCAACCCCUUCCGCAACAGGCAAUGCAAGUACCUCGGACCUCUGCCACUCCUCCUGCUCCUAACAUACAGCAAGGAGAGGGAGAUCGGAUGCUUCCACCUCAAACUGGACAAGUGACGCCAGAAGGCAGACCAGCAUCAGCAUCAAGUCAGCCUCAAGUACAAUCUCCGGGGCAACCAAAGCAACUACCCGUGAGUCAACAAGGGCAAGCUCAAGCACAGACAAGACAGCCAUACAGCAUGCGUCCAAGGCACCCGUCCCGAUCAUCGUAGAUUAUUACACCUUUGCAAUGUUUCAUACACUCAUUAUGACAUUGAACUGUUGGCAAGCGAAAAACUGUUGAAUAUUUAAUUGCCCGUAUAUCUAGUAAACAGGAAAGUCAGGAUCAA
Messenger RNA from Corticium candelabrum, 7292 nucleotides. Its product is annotated as helicase domino-like. Gene Ontology annotation, molecular function: ATP binding; ATP-dependent chromatin remodeler activity; histone binding. Lineage: Eukaryota; Metazoa; Porifera; Homoscleromorpha; Homosclerophorida; Plakinidae. The transcript has 43 exons. The coding region runs from base 177 to 7175 and encodes 2332 amino acids. Gene Ontology annotation, biological process: chromatin remodeling. The record is from RefSeq and is a predicted model, not a curated record. Gene Ontology annotation, cellular component: Swr1 complex.